Molecule: messenger RNA, 3391 nt
Organism: Equus quagga
Lineage: Eukaryota; Metazoa; Chordata; Mammalia; Perissodactyla; Equidae
Gene: SPRN
Product: shadow of prion protein
Exons: 2
Coding region: 247-690 (147 amino acids)
Biological process (GO): protein import into nucleus
Cellular component (GO): membrane; nucleus
Molecular function (GO): nucleic acid binding
Source: RefSeq, a predicted model, not a curated record
UGGGAAGGCAGAGGGGCUGCGCUCCGCGGGGCCUGCCUUUAUCUCCUCCCUUCCGUCUCCCGGGGGACGAGCCUCCGCGUCUGCCCGCCCCUAAUCCUAGGGCGGAGGCCUCGCGCAAAAUCCAGGCUCUGCGCUGGGUGGAGGGUCUCCGCCCCAGCCCGCCCUUCCCGCUCCGCCUGGCCCUUGGAGCGGCCACUCCAGCCCGCGGUUCCGACCGAGGCCCGUGGCGGGUCCUGCCCCACAAAGAUGAACUGGACGGCGGCGACGUGCUGGGCUCUGCUGCUGGCGGCCGCCUUCCUCUGCGACAGCGGCGCAGCCAAGGGCGGCCGUGGGGGGGCUCGCGGCAGCGCCCGGGGAGGGCUGCGCGGGGGCGCGCGCGGGGCCCCGAGGGUGCGGGUGAGGCCGGCGCCCCGGUACGCGGGCUCUUCCCUGCGUGUGGCGGCAGCAGGGGCGGCGGCUGGGGCGGCGGGGGCGGUGGGCCUGGCCGCCGGCUCGCGCUGGAGUGGGGCCGCGGGGCCGGGGGUGCGCGGCCUGGACGACGACGAGGACGGGUCCCCCGGCGGCAACGGGACCGGCCAAGGCGUCUACAGCUACAGCGCCUGGACUUCGGGCACGGAGCCCACGCGCGGCCUGUGCCUCUGCCUGCUGCUGGGCGGUGCCCUGGGCGUGCUGGGGCUGCUGCGGCCCUAGGCCCAGCUGGGCUUGGGGUCACUUCAGCCCCCAGCCCGCGCCCUCCCCGCAGGCCCACCCCAGAGGCCACCCCACACCUCUUCGUCUGCUGCCCACAGCCUUCGAGCCCAGAGGCGCUGCCUGGACGAUUCUCGCCACCCUGGCAGGAGCUGCAGCCUCUCCUAGCUGUGGCCCUGAGGCGCCUUCUGUUCACCCUCUGCCCAAGCCCCUCCCCAGCCUCCCCAUCUCCCACCCUCGCCAGCACCCGCCACCCACGCCCCAAACUUCCACUUGGAGGUUAGGGUCUAGGGUCCUCCCCAUCAAAAGGCAGGGGUCUUGUGGUUUCUGGACCAUCCUGGUCAGCUGCCCACCAUCUCUCCAGAGCUGCUCAAAGAGAGGUGCCAAAACCAGGCUGUUCAGGCCACUCUAGCUCCCCUGACCCCACCCUGGACACCUGAGAGGUGUGACAGUACUGACCACAAGGUGGAGAGGCGGCCGUCAGGCUGGGCUGGUUCUGCACCAGCCCUGAGGACCAUGGUGGCCUCCCCCACAGAAGCUGCCAGAGUGGAACAAAGGACUUGAGGUUUCCCAGGGAAAAGAGAGAGGAGAGGUUUCCCUCACGGGUUGUAGGUGCUGAGCGUGUGUCCAGAAGAGACGGUCUGCGGACUUCAGAGCCCAGGCAUGCCCAUGGCGGUUCUCUGCACGGUUCCCAGAGCACUCCCUGCCCACAAGGGUUGCCCGCAGCCUGCCCCUGCCCUCGGUCCCAAGGCCGCAUCCUCCUCUCUAGGCAGAUGCUCUGUGAGACCCACUGCCAGGGGCUCCCUUGGAGGCACUUUGCUCGACUUGAAACAAGUCACUUAACCCUUCUUGAGACCUAUUUUGAAAAAAAAAAACAACAUUGUUUAAACUUCAAGAGCUUCCCAUUUCCAUUGAACUUUAGGUUCACGUCCAGGCUCAGAGACCUCCCCUGUACUCAGGUGCAACAACUGCCACCCCACUGAAGAGCCCUCCGGCCACAGCCCACCGUGCCCCCACAGGUUUGCCCCAGGCAGCAGCGUCUCCCAGUGGGCAGCCUCCCUCAGAAGGUGAGGGCAUGGUGCGAACAAAGGAAGCCAGGAGCUUGUUAGACCCCCAGCCGCCUGACCAGCCCCCUGGCAGGUCUGUGGAGGAAGCCAGCAAGCGCCUUGGCUCAACAGAAGAAAGCGUGAGAGGCUGAGUUCCCUCCACCACCACGGAGGCUGUCUGAACCUCCGAGGGUGUUCCGAGGACAGGCCACGCCCAAGAUAGCCUGUAAGGAAAGCCGGGCAGAUCCUUACAAGGGUUUGUCUUUGGAUCCCAACACCCCUGUGCCUAGGGCCGGCCCUCCGCCUCUCAGGUGCCCAGCAGCCCACUUCCCUUGAGCUGCCAGCCUGGUUCUGUGUCCACGAGCUCAGCCUGGGGCCUCGGCUCUUCACCACGUCCUCCGGCUCCAACGCCCCUUAUCCCAUGGCAGGCCUGCUUUCCAGGGGCCUCAGCUCUUCACCACAUCCUCCAGCUCCAAUGCCCCUUAUCCCACGGUAGGCCCGCUUCCUAGGCCAGCUCCUCAGGAUCCCGCCUUCCUUCGGUGCUCGGCAGGGGCCUCGCCCGCCACUGGGCUAUAUCCCGGAAUCUGCCCUCACCCCCUGGACCACGGGGCCUUCCAACUCAGCUGAUGAGCACCAGUGCCAAGCCCAGCCCCACCCAGGGGGCCCUGCCACCUCUGCUCUCCACAGCUGGCAUGUGCCUCUGCUUAGGGUGAGGGCCUUCAAGCUAUCACUCAGACCCUGGAGCAAGCCUUUUUUUCCAGAGGGACACUAAGCUGCCAGCAUUCUCGGGGUACAGCGAGCCCAGAUGCUCCUCUGUCCAUUCUGGACCAAGCUCGAUGCUACCAAAGACCAGCAGGCCGUGGUCAGGCCCUGCCCAGGGCCCCAGAGGCAGUGUGACCAGUCUACCACUUUAUCUGCAGGUGGCAGAAGUCGGAAUCUCGCCCAAAGAGACGCAUCCAGAUGGCUCUGAAGGCCCAGGAGCAUGGGUCCGGCCUGGCUGCACUCAACCUCUCCUACACCACUGGAUACUGGGCUGUGGCCGGACCAGACUCUCACACACUGCUGGGCACCAUGGGGGCCGCCAGCAGUCGGGACGAGAUGGAAAUAUCAUGCUAAGUGGGGAGCUGACUGCACGCAGCAGCCCGACUCCAGGAGCGGGUCUGGCAUUUGGCACAACCAUGAAUCUCCGAAUACUCCCCGCCCUGCUGGUCAGGGUUCCAGCACUUGGGGUGGGUGCUCUCAGGAGGGGCUGGUACGUGUGCACAGCCGUGGGGCAACCACACGGGAUAACAGGACCUCGAGGGGUCACAGGAGGGGAGGUGCCCAAUGAGACCACUGGCCACAGGUGAGCCGGAGCUCCUGACAAGGUGCAGCCCCCACAUACCACCUUUCCUUCCUCUGCCCUUCUUCAGAAUGCAGGUUGGAGGGUGACAUCCCUGGACUGUCAGGUGCACUGAUUACGACAGUGCUGGGAGGGGCCUCUGGGACGGUCCCAUUAAAGGUGCUCAGAGGCGGUGUGAAGCCCUGGAGGUCUCACCUGACCACACCAGCGACCCUCCGGCCUGUAGGCAGCUGGGCCAUGAGCAGGCGGCCCCCAGGUGCUGCCACGGCCAUGUGGAACUUCUUGUCCCUCUCUGUGUGCACAUUUAGUAGUGUUG